AUGGAUGACGAGGAACUCACCAUGAACACGGUUCAAGACACUGAUCCUACGUUCAUGUACUCUCCCGCCGCCUCCGGGUCAAAAAUACGCCUGAUGAAUUGGGAAUCUUCUCGGGCGGAUCGGGACAUUCCACAUCAGACGGCACAAUGGCUUUCACGUUUGAAGCAGUAUCCAUCAGGGAUGAGAAGAGUUGCGUACUCACAUAAAUUAUUAGGUGAUGCAGUCUCCUUGUACGGACGAGUGGGACCGAACGCUGCUUCGUAUGCCGUUCAGGUUGAUGGUAGUACCACACCGACUUUCUGUGCGACCAAGUCACGUUUCGAGCCAGGGGUGCUGCUAUGUCGUGGAAAUAACCUAGGGCCGGGGAAGCAUACUCUGAAGUCCUUCCGCCGUCCAGGGAUUGGUCAAGUUUGCUCAGUCGACUACGCGAAAGUCUCCACGACCGAGUCCAUACAACAAAGGUCCGCUAGGUCUCAAUCGAGGCGCAUAUUACUUUUGGUGGUGGUCCUCAGCGCAAUCUGCUGA
Marasmius oreades (fairy-ring Marasmius) is the source of this 525-nucleotide messenger RNA. RefSeq lists its product as uncharacterized. Lineage: Eukaryota; Fungi; Basidiomycota; Agaricomycetes; Agaricales; Marasmiaceae. The record is from RefSeq and is a predicted model, not a curated record. Bases 1 to 525 code for a protein of 174 amino acids. The transcript is spliced from 4 exons.